GAGGCUGCGAGCCUGGAGGAGCAGGCCAAGGGCAGGGAAGCAGAGGCCAGCGAGAUCGAGAAAAAGGCGGCGCAGCUCAAGAAGAAGGCCGACGACGAGUGGAAGAAGGCCGACGACGUGAAGGAGAAGGCCAGGAAGGAGCUGGAGAAGCACCGCGAGUGCCUGGACCUGCCCGGCAUCCGGCUGAGCAAGGGCGAGAACGAGAUCCUGGCCGCCGAGGGGGACGACGCCAUCUGGAACGCCGAGCUCUGCCGGCACCGCUGCCUGGAGAACACCGA
Prorocentrum cordatum is the source of this 278-nucleotide messenger RNA. The record is from the annotation of a GenBank genome assembly. NCBI's taxonomy places the organism in Eukaryota, Dinophyceae, Prorocentrales, Prorocentraceae.